This is a messenger RNA of Cryptococcus wingfieldii CBS 7118, 876 nucleotides long. RefSeq lists its product as hypothetical. NCBI's taxonomy places the organism in Eukaryota, Fungi, Basidiomycota, Tremellomycetes, Tremellales, Cryptococcaceae. The record is from RefSeq and is a predicted model, not a curated record. The coding region runs from base 1 to 876 and encodes 291 amino acids. The transcript has 2 exons.
AUGGAGUACAUGGAGCUGCACUGCCCCGAAGACCCUCCUCCCCUCGCUGCCCCAGUCCCGACAAACGCCGCCCCAUCAGGCGCUCCUCAAUUCCCUCAAUACCAUCAGCAGCAAGUCCCCGCCAGCUCCAAGCCCUCUACGCGGUUUUACGCGCUCCCCCCCGAGUCCCAACCCCUCCUCAACAAGCGAAAAUCCGACGUUGCUCUGGCAUUCGGCAGUUACAGCUCAGAGAGCUCAAAAGCGAUCAAAGCGAACCGUCCACUCACGGUUGAAGAGUAUUUUGCCCGGGCCUUUGCUGUGCGUGAGGGCAACCUCCUGGGCCUCCUGGGCCUCCUGCCUUCCCUUGCCAACCAUAUGGUAACGGAAGCCCAUGCACUGUCUGCGAGUGCCCACCGAUCAUCCCAAAAUCAAUUAAUAGAGGCCACGCACAAGCGGACGGCCCGCAACAGAAAGACGAUGGGCGUACCUACGCAGCAGAUGGCUGUCGAGAUCUCGGCCAUCUCCGAGCCUCAGACGCCAUCGAAAACGCCAGAAUGGACGACAAUUCAAGAUCGGUCAGUCUCUCUUUCGCGCACCGCUAGCUCCUCUGUUGCAUCACAAGACGGACUGGGGGUAUCCACCACCAGUGGCGCCAGUGGAGUACUCGCGCCUGCGCGGGAACAAUCUCUGGUCGUACAGCGCUCCACGCGAGCGUAUUCACCUUCCAAUCCCGUCCCUGCAAAGCACGCCGCUCCUCCAUCAACAUCCUCUGCGUCCACGAGAACGGCAAUAGCCGACAAGGCGCCCAGCAUGUCGAUGGCCGCCCGCAUAAAGGAGAUCAACAGAUUGGGCGAUGAGUUGAUGCAGCAAUACGAGCGCAUGAUGAAGGGCAAAUGA